AUGAAGACUGAUUUCAAGUUCUCCAACCUGCUCGGUACCGUGUACAGGCGAGGAAACCUCUGCUUCAGCCCAGAUGGCACCUGCCUGCUGUCGCCCGUCGGCAACCGCGUUACUGUCUUUGACCUUGUCAACAACAAAUCGCAUACCCUUCCCUUCGCUCAUCGCCGCAACAUUUCCCGUCUCGCCUUGAACCCCAAAGGCAACCUUUUGCUCACCGUCGACGAGGACGGACAGGCCAUUCUCACCCACCUCCACCGUCGCGUAUCACUAUACCACUUCUCCUUCAAGGGUCCCGUCUCGUCGCUUGUCUUCUCGCCCUCCGGUCAACAUUUCGCAGUCGCCCUUGGCCGCAAGAUCGAAACAUGGAGGACGCCUUCCACUCCCUCGGACACCCAGGAUGGCUCGCUCGAGUUCGCCCCCUUCGUGAAGCACAGAGAAUACGCCGGUCAUUACGAUACAGUACAGAGCAUCGAGUGGUCAAGCGAUUCGCGUUUCUUCCUUACUGCUUCCAAGGACUUGACCGCACGCAUCUGGAGUCUGGAUCCCGAAGCUGGCUUCGAGCCUACAACUCUGGGUGGUCACAGACAGGGUGUUCACGGCGCAUGGUUCUCGGCUGACCAAGAGACGAUUUGGACUGUAUCAAAAGAUGGUGCUCUUUUCCAGUGGCAAUACCUACCGCCCCGCAACGCCCCUGAGGAUGAGAUGGACAUCGAGGAAAACUUCCGCUGGAGGAUCGCUGAGAGACACUACUUCAUGCAGAACGGCGCCACUUUAACUUGCGCUUCGUUCCACCCGGAGUCGAAUCUUUUGGUCGCAGGUUUCUCAAACGGUACCUUUGGCCUUUACGAGCUGCCCGACUUCAACCAGAUCCACAACCUUAGUAUCUCCCAGAACGACGUCGAUUUCGUCACAAUCAACAAGACUGGUGAAUGGCUUGCAUUUGGUGCUUCCCAACUUGGUCAGCUUCUGGUGUGGGAGUGGCAGUCAGAAUCAUACAUUUUGAAGCAGCAAGGACAUUUCGAUUCGCUCAACAACCUUACAUAUUCGCCCUCUGGAGAUCGCAUCAUCACAUGCGCUGAUGAUGGCAAGAUUAAGGUCUGGGAUGUCGCCUCUGGAUUCUGUAUCGUCACAUUCACCGAACACACAUCAGGAGUCACGGCAUGCGAGUUCGCAAAACGAGGUAAUGUUCUAUUUACAGCUUCUUUGGAUGGCUCAAUACGCGCAUGGGAUCUGAUAAGAUACCGAAACUUCCGCACCUUUACUGCUCCCGAACGUCUUUCCUUCUCUUCUAUCGCGGUCGAUCCUUCAGGCGAGGUUGUGGCUGCUGGUUCUCUCGACAGCUUUGAUAUUCACAUCUGGAGUGUUCAAACUGGUCAAUUGCUUGACAAGCUCUCUGGUCACGAAGGCCCUGUCUCGACAUUAGCAUUUGCCCCCAAUGGAGGUGCCCUUGUGUCAGGCUCUUGGGAUCACACCGUUCGCAUCUGGUCAAUUUUCGCUCGCACUCAGACCAGCGAACCUCUCCAACUACAAGCAGAUGUCCUUUGUGUCACAGUGCGACCAGACUCGAAACAGAUUGCCGUUAGCACACUGGAUGGACAAUUGACUUUCUGGUCUCUUUCAGAAGGAACACAAGAAGCUGGCUUCGAUGGCCGCCGUGAUGUCUCUGGUGGACGUAAGCUCACAGACCGUCAGACUGCUGCCAAUGCUGCAGGCACAAAGUCGUUCAACAGUAUCAGCUACUCAGCAGAUGGUAGCGUGGUUGUCGCAUCAGGCAACAGCAAGUACAUCUGCCUAUACGAUGUCAUGUCAGGCGUCCUGCUACACAAGUACACCGUCAGCGUAAACCUUUCUCUCGAGGGCACGCAAGAGUUCCUCAAUUCCAAGAACCUGACCGAGGGCGGUCCAGCAGGCAUGAUCGACACCACAGGCGAAAACUCAGACCUCGAAGAUCGCAUGGACAACUCGCUACCUGGUGCUAAACGAGGAGAUGCAGCCAACCGUCGCAUCGGUCCCGAAGUCCGCGUGCCAGGUGUAAACUUCGCACCCACCGGCCGCUCCUUCUGCGCCGCCAGCACCGAAGGCCUGCUCGUCUACUCCCUAGACACCACAAUCGCCUUUGACCCCUUCGAUCUCGAUCUAGACAUUACUCCCCAAUCCACCCUCAAAACCCUCGCCAACAAGCAAUACCUCAAAGCACUGGUCAUGGCUUUCCGCCUCAACAACCCUAAGCUCGUCAUUCGCGUCCAACGCUCCGUGCCCGCUGCCGAUAUUCCCCUUGUCGUCUCUGACCUCCCUAUCGUAUACCUCCCCCGUCUUCUCCGCCAUAUCGCCGUCCAAAGCGAUGCCUCUCCCCUGCUAGAACUCAACCUUCUCUGGUUGCAAGCACUGCUCAAGUCCCACGGUGCCACACUCAAGAAGAACCAAGGCGAGUACGCUGAGGUCACUCGUCUUGUCCAACGCGCUGUUUCUCGCAUCCAAAAGGAAAUCUUUUCAGUGGCGGAAAACAAUGAGUUCAUGGUUGAGUAUUUGCUUGCACAGCCUGUGCGUAAGCAACAAGAUGGCAUGAAGUUAUUGCAGAGUGUGGAUGGCGGUGCUGUCAAGGAGGUCGAGAUGGCCGAUGAUGACGAGGACGAGGAUGGCGAGGAAGGCUGGAUCGGUCUCGAAGAUUAG
This is a messenger RNA of Aureobasidium namibiae CBS 147.97, 2670 nucleotides long. RefSeq names its product WD40 repeat-like protein. The coding region runs from base 1 to 2670 and encodes 889 amino acids. The transcript is spliced from 4 exons. Lineage: Eukaryota; Fungi; Ascomycota; Dothideomycetes; Dothideales; Saccotheciaceae. Gene Ontology annotation, cellular component: small-subunit processome; Pwp2p-containing subcomplex of 90S preribosome. The record is from RefSeq and is a predicted model, not a curated record. Gene Ontology annotation, biological process: maturation of SSU-rRNA from tricistronic rRNA transcript (SSU-rRNA, 5.8S rRNA, LSU-rRNA); ribosomal small subunit assembly. Gene Ontology annotation, molecular function: protein binding.